UUCUGUUUUGAAGCUGACAUUUCCACUUGCAUAAAAAUGUGAAAAAAUUAAUUUAAGUUUUCUUUAGAAAAUUUACAAAUUUUGGUCUAAAAUAAAUUAACUCAGCGAUUUUUAUUUUAAAAAAAUAUUCUUUAGUGUAGUGUCCAGUAAAAUCCAUAAACAAAAUUCAAAGAAAAAAUGAAGAGAGUCACAAGAGCCUCGUCAAGAAAAAGCAUUUUAAAAGAACCGAAUGAAUCCCCAAUCAACUUUAGUAGAACACGUAAGCCCCCAAAACGAAUGGUAUCAAGUUCUGAGAGUGACAGCGAGGAUGAAAGUCUAUUUUCGAAUUCGAAACCAUUGCAAAGAACUCCAACUAAGCAAAAGGCUAGUCUUGAUCAUUCAGAAAUGGCUCAUCUUUCAGUCACUCCACCCAAACAAAAGAAACUUUUAAACAGCGAAGUGGCUACAACUCCCAGUAGUUUACUGAGAAAAUUAGCUUUAACUAGUCCUGCUAAAAAGUGUAACGAGAGUGCCACAAAAAAAAGUUUAUUUUCUCAAGAUUCGCAAGAAAAUAAUGUCAAAUUGAAUAGGGCUGUUAAAAAAAUUAAUAAAACUAAUGAAGUUCCGAAGACUGUUAUAGAAAAACCAAAGUCCCAAUAUCAAAAUGCCAGGAAAGCUCUUCAUAGCCAAUUUCCAACAGAAAUGCCAGGAAGAGAAAAGGAAAUUGAAGAAAUAAAAGAGUUUAUUGCUGGUCAUUUGGAAGAAGGAACAUCUGGAUCUAUUUAUAUUAGUGGAUGUCCGGGAACCGGCAAAACUGCUUCUUUGAAUUUGAUUUUAGAUGAAAAUUAUAUAGCCUCUCAAGUGGUGAAAAUUUAUAUAAAUUGUACAGCCAUCAAAUCUGCCACAGCUGUGUAUGCGAGACUGAAUAAGGAGCUACAAAUUAAAGUAACUGGAAAAUCAGAGAAGGAUAACUUAUCAGCUUUCGAAAAACAUUUGAAGAAAAAACAUAAAACAAUCCUCAUCGUUCUAGAUGAAAUAGACCAGUUAGAAACCAAAAACCAUUCAAUUCUAUACACGAUUUUUGAAUGGCCCUCUCAUCCCAACUCUAAAAUGAUCCUAAUAGGCAUAGCCAAUGCUCUUGAUCUCACAGAUCGAAUGUUACCCAGACUGAAAGCCCGUUGCGAACUCCAACCAAAACUUUUACAUUUUGCUCCUUAUACAAAAGAGCAAAUAGUUGACAUAUUUACUUCGAGACUGAAAGCUGCUGGAGUUUUGGACGUUUUUUCUCCGGUAGCUUUGCAAAUGCUGGCUGGUAAAGUAGCUUCUAUUUCGGGAGACGUUAGACGGGCUCUCGAUAUUGGCAGAAGGGUUGUAGAGUUAAUCGAUGAAAAUAAAAAAGGAGAUAUUUUGAAGUCUGUUGAAAAUUCUACAAACGAAUUACUUGACGCUCAAGAUUGCAAAAAAGUUAAUUUACAAGAAGUCUUCAGUAUCUUAAACCAUGUUUAUGGCACUUCGCAGAAUUUAACUGAUGACAACGAAGAAACUUUUCCUCUUCAGCAAAAAAUUAUUAUUUGUUCCCUGCUGCUUAUGCUGAGAAAAGCCAAAAAUAAAGAAAUUACUAUUGGAAAACUGCACGAAGUUUAUUCUAAAGUAUGCAGCAAGAGGAAUUUGACAGCCGUGGAUCAAGCGGAAUUUGUUGGUUUAUGUUCUUUAAUUGAAACUAGAGGUAUACUCAAAGUUUCGGGAAGAAAAGAACCAAGAAUGCAUAAAGUGACGUUAGAGUGGAACGAAAAUGAAGUUUUGGAAGCUCUGAAGGAUAAACAGUUGAUGUCGUCUAUUUUACAAGAUGAGUACUUGGGGAUAUUUUAAGGCAACUUUUAAAAUAUUUAUUUAUUAUUUUAAUUAUUAAUUAUUAUUUAUACGAUAGUAGGUUCAUUAUGUUUUAAUUUAAUGUAGACAAUAAAUAUGUAUUCUAAAAAAGUGAUUGCUAAUUGGAAUUUCAGUUGUGGUGACGCAAUGUUUUUAUCGUUUUCGUAUGUGUGAGAAGACAAACUAAAAUACACUUUUUACUUUGCAAAAUGUUUCACUCAACAUAAGAUUUUCCAAUAUCAGACAAAUAUAUUUUUAUAAAAUCCUAAUGCUAGGAAACAUCCCAUAUCAAUGGGUUUUUUUAAAAAUUAAUUUUGAUUAGAUUUUCUGUAACCUAGGAUAACUUGUAUAGUUUAUUUUUUGAGUUUUGUGGUUGUAAAAGUUUUAAUUUAUUACAUUUCUACGCAGUUUUAUGAAAAUUACCCUUAAGAAUGAGAGUUAUAUGAAUAAAGAGUAUUACAUUUUGUA
This is a messenger RNA of Ceutorhynchus assimilis (cabbage seed weevil), 2316 nucleotides long. NCBI's taxonomy places the organism in Eukaryota, Metazoa, Arthropoda, Insecta, Coleoptera, Curculionidae. The record is from the annotation of a GenBank genome assembly.